This is a messenger RNA of Dracunculus medinensis (Guinea worm), 2508 nucleotides long. The record is from the annotation of a GenBank genome assembly. Lineage: Eukaryota; Metazoa; Nematoda; Chromadorea; Rhabditida; Dracunculidae.
AUGUUUGGAAAUAGUCCUUUUGGUACGCAAACAACUAAUGCAACGACGACAACUACAAGCUCGAUUUUCGGUGGUGCAUCGACAACAACGGCAACUCCGCCAACUGGUUUCUCAUUUGGUUCAAUAACCAAACCAGCAUCUAGUUCUCCUUUUGCUACAUCAAAUACUGGCUCAUUAUUUGCUAAAACAAAUCCAGCAACAACCACAACAGGAGGUUCAUUAUUUGGUACCGCAACACCAAGUAAUUCUUUAUUUUCUACAAAUAUUACGUCACCUGCUUCCACUGGAUCCAUUUUCGGUUCCGCGACGUCCAGUUCAUUAUUCGGUACUCCAACUUCAACAGUAGGGAAUACAAAUGUCGGCACUGGUUUUUUUCAAAGCUCUUUACCUCCAACAGCAACAACUCAGACAUCAAACACAUCAUUAUUUUCAACACCACAGACAUCUGCAUCUUCAAUAUUUAAUUUUGGUUCAUCGGCUUCUACAGCGCAAGGACAGCAACAAAAUACUGCUUCAUCAACGACAUCGGCAGCAGCUCCACCAAUAUUUUCGUUUGGUUCAGGAAGUACAUCAACCACAACAUCAAUUUUUGGAAACGCUGUAACUCAGCCAAUAUUUGGUACAGCUAUUCCAUCAACUGUUACUUCUGGUCAAACAACUGGUUUAUUUAGUAGUUUAGCAGCUUCCACACCACAAACUACUGGCUUAUUCGGCACGUCACCUGUAACAACGGCUCAGCAAAAUGCUAGUGUUGGUUUGUUUGGUAGUGCGACCACUACACAAAUUCCUUCAUCGACACCACAAUUUGGAACGAAUAUUUUCGGAAAAAUAGGCACAGAAACACCUAAACAAACUUUAUUUGGAGCUUCCACAUUUUGCAGUCCGACUCAAGGUGGUAGUUCCACCAUCAGCACUAUUUCGAGUUCAACACCAUUUUCUGCUACUACUACUACAACUCAGAAAUCCCUUGGUUUGUUCGGUAAUUCAACUUUGGCACAAACUACAGCUCCAACUACCACACAACAGCAGAUACCAGGUUUAUUUGGUAGUGUAAUGAAUGCUACAAGUAGUUCUACGCAACCCACUUCUAAUAUUUUUGCUCCAACUACAGUACAACAGACUCAGCAGACUUCUAGUUUAUUUGGUAAUCUGCAAAAUUCCCCACAGUUUGGUGCGGCCACGACAACUGGUGUUCAACAGGCUACCAGUCUCUUUGGCAGUGCAACCAAUGCUCAGUCGAAUUUUGCUCCUUCUACAGGUAUCACAACAUCGACUGUAACUUCUGGACUAACUUUUGGUCAAAAGCCAUUCGUUCCAACACUUUCUGCUACAACAACAACAAGUACGGCACCAUCCACUGCUACAAUAACAUCAUCUACUAUUACAACUACCACAUCUACUACGACAACAUCGUCCUUCGCUCUAAGUCAGCCGAAUACCACGGUGGUGGCCACCACUGGUCAGACGUUUUCAUUUGGCUUGAUGAGCACUCCUAGUGUUAACGCAACUGCUGCUGCGCCAAUUACCACUACUUCAGUAACAAAUAGCGCUCCUCCAUUCGGUUUGACCAGUGCAGCAUCGACUGUACCAAGUUUCCCUUCGUUCGGCUUGCAAAAAUCUUCAACAACAUCAGCUGGUUUAACUAGUGGACUUUUUUCUACUCCUUUGAGCACUGGUGCUGCAAUAACUACACCACUGGUUGUUCCGUCUUUGGCAAGUACUCAAGCAUUGACUACAUCUUCAACUACACCUUCCUUACCUUCAUCAUUAUCUUCAUCUUUACCUCCAUCGACAACCAUCACCACCUCUUUGCCACUGGCUACAUCUGCUCCUAGUACAUUUGCUGCUACUACAGUUGCUCCAACUUCUACUGCAACCGCUUCUACUGCACCAGCAACUGCAUUAUUGAGUGCUGAAAAGCCAGUUCAAUUCGGCCAGUUGGAACAAUUGCUUAAUCGAUUAGUGUUGGAUGUUCAAGCUGAAGAACGAUCAUUUAUGGAUCAUGUACUUGAACUUAACGCAUACGACCGCGUAAUCAGAAAAAAUGAAGAAAAAAUAUUAUCAUUUGCCGAAGAUAUAAAGGUUAUGGAACAACAGAAAGAUCAGUUUAUUCAUUCCGUUGAUUUUUUAUCGCAACAGCAAAUUGAGAUGGAAGCUAUAGUGAAUGAUAUGGAAAAAUCAUUGGGUUUAGGAGAAUGGUCGGAAAUGAAACCAAUCGAGUUGCCAGAUCCUAGUGUAGCAACACGAGCUGAUCUCCAACGCCAAGCAUUGCUGAAAUUGCAACUUCAUGUCGACGCUCAGUUAAAGCAAAUUGGUGAUGAUAUUAACGAUUUAAAUGAAGAGUUGGAAGAAUUGCAAAAACCGUCUGAGAAAGAUAACGAUGCGGAAGAUUCGGUAGAGACAAUCGCUCAAAUUUUGCAGCGUCAUUUAGUUCUUCUGCAAUGGAUAGAUAAGGAAUCCGACCAACUGCGUAAGAAAGCAGCAAAAUUAUUGGAAGAAUUAUCUUAG